CCACCAAGAAAAAUCUCACCAAUUUAUAACGUAGGAUCGUUGAGAUGAUAAAUGAAAAUGCUCCAUUACAGGAUCAGUCAAGCGAGAAAAACAAUUUUCUGGAUUGAACCCAUCUCACAUUUCUGAGAGGUCUGAUCGAGUAAGCGAGAUCCUUGCUUGCUACAUGCGUCGUUUUGAUGUUCUGUUGGUAGAGGAUGAAGGAAUCCCCUCUUCAAUUUUAUUGUCAAGUUUGCUUCGAGGCCCAGUGGUGUUUUUAGUAUCCUGUUGAUUCAGUGUCCCAGAUCAGGAUAUAAAAAUGUACGGGAUGUUACUGGAGAGCGUUCAGCAUUUUGUACAGAAAGAGUAUGGAGAUGAUGUCUGGCGCGAAGUCCUCAAAAUCUCCGAAUGCAAACACAUAGUCUUCAGCACCCACCAGGUUUACCCAGAUCACAUAAUGGCUGACCUGGCCAAAGCCUUGGUGUCCAUCACAACACAAUCUUACGACGAUUUCAUGACCUUCUUUGGCAGAUGCUUCGUUAGAUACUUCAGCAAUUACGGAUAUGAGAAAACCAUCAAGGCCACUGGUAGAAGCUUCACUGAUUUCUUGGAGAACGUUGACAACAUCCACUCUCAGUUCAGGUUGGCCUAUCCAAAGAUGAAGAGUCCUUCUAUGUAUUUGACGGAAGUGGACGAAAAUGGAUGUGUGUUGGUGUACAGGAGCGUAAGACAAGGAUUUACACAUUACCUUAUGGGUCAAUUACAGGAAAUAGCUGUCAGUCUCUUCAACUUAAACCUGCAGACUCAAGUCCUUUCUAGCGAGAUGUCCGAAGUCAACGAAAAGAAGAUUACCAUCAUCACUUUCCGUCUAAACUUCGACAACAGCCAAUAUAUGAAGUUGAAGAUCGAAAAAGCCGCCCACCUUGAGACGACCCUGCUCUCCCCCUUUCCCUGCGACCUCCUCCUGCGUCUCUUCCCCUUCGGCCUCCUCUUCAACCCUGCCAUGGACAUAACGGGGUGCGGGGAGAAGAUAAUCGAGGUGGCUGGCAAGGGAGGCAAGCAGAAGCUGCUUCUGAAGCCGAUCUCCAAAUAUUUCAGGCUGAGACGGCCUAAGGGGAUCAGCUUCACCUGGAAAAACGCGUUCUACCUAAAAUCCGUUAUGUUUGAGAUCGAGAUGCUCAGAUCAGAAUUGUUGACAACACCGUCUCUGGAAACCCAGUUUCCCAAAGACGAAAGAGAGAUUGAAAUUGAUGGCAAAAGCGUGUCCCCUUAUUCCCUGAGGAGAGAUAGUCAACCUGGCCUUAAGAACAUCCUGUUGAAAGGAAAGAUGCAGUAUUUGAAGGAUAUCAACGCCAUCAUCUUCUUAUGCAGCCCAGUAAUAAACGACAUCAACGAGCUGCCCGACCUUGGUCUGUACCUGAACGACCUCAACCAACACGGAAUGAGCAAAGAGAUGGUACUAACAGGAUGGCAACACAGCUCCAAGUUGGAAUUGGUUUUCGACAAGGCCGAACAGAGAGCUUCCGAGCUAGAGACCAACUAUGCUCUUCUGGAUACCUGGAAGACAAGAGGUGAUGACCUGUUGUAUUCUAUGAUACCAAGAAGUGUGGCAGAUCAUCUUAGAAGCGGCCAUUCUCCUUUGAGUACUUGCCAGACCUUCGAUGCAGUGACUAUAAUGUUUUGUGAGCUUGUCGGUUUCAAUUCCUCAACAGUAGAAGACGCUAUGGAGCUAGUGUCCACCAUGAAUGCUGUGUACUCUUGCUUCGAUUCCUUGAUGGACAGAUUUGAUGUAUAUAAGGUGGAGACAGUUGGAAGGAUUUAUAUGGCAGUCAGUGGCGCACCUCAGAAAACAGAAAAGCACGCCAGUAAUAUUUGUGACAUGUCCUUGUGUAUGGUCAAACAUGUUGAACAACUGCAAAUACCCUCCGGCACCAGUGUAGGCGUCAGGAUUGGUAUUCACUCGGGACCAGUGGUGGCGGGAAUUGUUGGGAUAAAGGUGCCACGCUAUUGUUUUUUCGGGGAUACAGUGAACACGGCUUCCAGAAUGCAAUCUACCAGCGAGCCUGGAAUGAUACACAUAUCAGCCACAACUAAAUCCCAGUUAACGGAGGAUAAAUAUAAAUUUGAAAAUAGGGGUUCUGUCAAACUGAAGGGUAAAGGAGAUAUGGAAACUUAUUGGAUUUUCGAAACAAACCCAGAAUCUAUUAUUGCUGAAAUCAACUGAAUACAAACAAUAUCUCUUCGUAUACUAAAAUGAAUAUAUUUGACUAUAUUUAAGAAUAACUAAUAUUGAUGUACAUUUUAAACCUG
Harmonia axyridis is the source of this 2286-nucleotide messenger RNA. Its product is annotated as soluble guanylate cyclase 89Db-like. Gene Ontology annotation, molecular function: oxygen sensor activity; heme binding; guanylate cyclase activity. NCBI's taxonomy places the organism in Eukaryota, Metazoa, Arthropoda, Insecta, Coleoptera, Coccinellidae. The transcript is spliced from 13 exons. Gene Ontology annotation, biological process: response to oxygen levels; cGMP biosynthetic process; nitric oxide-cGMP-mediated signaling. The record is from RefSeq and is a predicted model, not a curated record. The coding region runs from base 296 to 2200 and encodes 634 amino acids. Gene Ontology annotation, cellular component: guanylate cyclase complex, soluble.